Amborella trichopoda is the source of this 1364-nucleotide messenger RNA. RefSeq names its product cytokinin riboside 5'-monophosphate phosphoribohydrolase LOG7. Gene Ontology annotation, cellular component: cytosol; nucleus. Gene Ontology annotation, molecular function: hydrolase activity, hydrolyzing N-glycosyl compounds. Gene Ontology annotation, biological process: cytokinin biosynthetic process. NCBI's taxonomy places the organism in Eukaryota, Viridiplantae, Streptophyta, Magnoliopsida, Amborellales, Amborellaceae. The record is from RefSeq and is a predicted model, not a curated record.
AUGACUUGUUUAUAAAUCUCUGUCUCUCUCUAACUCUUUCUCUCUCUAGAAUAGACUACAAAAACAAACGCACAAAAUUAAAGAGCGACACAUAUCACAUCUCGCAAGUCCCUGUUCCUUCACCAUCGAGGCAUUUACUGUGAAACUCAUUGCCAGGUUGCUUGAAGAGAAGGAGAAGGUAGAGAGAGAAAGAGAGAGGGAGAAAGGAGAGCGAAAGAGAGAAAAGUAGGAAUCAAUUGAUGGCCAUGGAGCAGAAAAAUAAGUCUCGAUUUAGAAGGGUUUGCGUGUUCUGUGGAAGCAGUCCAGGGAAGAAAUCCAGUUAUCAAGAGGCCGCUGUUCAACUUGGGAAGGAACUGGUGGAGAGAGAUAUUGACUUGGUUUAUGGAGGAGGAAGCGUGGGUCUCAUGGGUCUGGUUUCUCAAGCUGUACAUGAUGGUGGGCGCCAUGUUUUAGGGGUUAUACCUAAGACUCUGAUGCCCAGAGAGAUAACAGGGAAACCGGUAGGAGAAGUGAGGGCGGUAUCUGACAUGCACCAAAGGAAGGCAGAGAUGGCGCGCCGGGCAGACGCUUUUAUUGCUUUGCCGGGUGGAUAUGGUACCCUUGAAGAGCUCUUGGAAGUCAUUACUUGGGCCCAGCUUGGCAUCCACACAAAACCAGUGGGACUUCUGAACGUGGAUGGCUACUACAAUUCCUUGUUAUCUUUCGUUGAUCAAGCUGUGGAUGAGGGCUUCAUUUCACCAGAUGCUCGUGACAUAAUUGUAUCCGCCCCCACUGCUAAUGACUUAUUCCGAAAGCUCGAGGAAUAUGUGCCUAAGCGAGAUGAUCGUGCAUCCCAGUUGAUAUGGGAAAUAGAGGAGCUCGCAUAUGAACCCGACUCUAAUGUGGCAGCCACCUGAUCUUAUAUACCCACAAAUACAUACUUUUUGGCCCUUCUAACAUUUGCUUUAUAUUCUGCUCAUUCCACCCAUUACCUAUAUUCUCAUUUCAAGUACUGUGAAAUUCCUCAUUUUGGGGCCUUUUUCUGGUAAGAGUAAAUACUACUUUUUGAUUCAAAGAACGAAAAAAGUGGCUCAAUUUUUUGUUUUUUUUCUCUUGUUUUGGGGGACCUUUGGACCCGAAACGCCCACCGACGGAGCAGCUGGCCGAUCUGUUUUUUAAAACCAGUUUCGUUAUUUUCGUUUCCAUGUUGUAUGUUGUGAAGUAGAAUCCAAAAGGGGUGGAAGACUUUUUGUGGGAGACAACAUUCAUAAAUAUGGGGAAGUGAAUAUGAUGGUGAUGAGAAUCCGCCGUUUUCUUAACAAGAGUUGGCCCCUUCCUUUUUAUUAAUUGUUCCCCUGUUUGUUAUUUUACAAGUACAGUUAUAC